AUGUUCUGCCUUCGCAGUUGGCUUCCGCUCCUCUUUAUCCCGACAAAUGCAUCGCCGGCCUUCAUAUUCCUCUUCUUUCUGUGCACCUAUUUCCUCAACCGGCCGUGCUUCUACUGCUCGUUCCUCCUCCUCAUCCUCUUCUUGACCUCCUGCAACUGGUCCGACCGAUGUUUCCUCGACCUCGGCAGCAACUGGUUUCAACCACGACCCGCGGCGAGCUACAUAUACCUGCCCAUUCCAGGGUGGAAAGCUGAAGCGGCGACCAACUCCACGGCAGCCGAGGACCUGAAUGCCACCGCCUCGGCUGUAGCUACUGAGAUGUUCAACACGACAGCUGGGGCAUUGGCGACUGCUGCCACGGAGCAGAUUGCGCGGACGAGGGUUGAGUGGACGGGGCUCGGGCUGGAAUGGCUGCGAAGUCUUCUUGGGCGGAGGGAAUGGCGGAUUGACUGCCUAGACCUUUACAUUCGCUUAUAG
Chaetomium fimeti is the source of this 477-nucleotide messenger RNA. Its product is annotated as bladder cancer-related protein BC10-domain-containing protein. Lineage: Eukaryota; Fungi; Ascomycota; Sordariomycetes; Sordariales; Chaetomiaceae. The coding region runs from base 1 to 477 and encodes 158 amino acids. The record is from RefSeq and is a predicted model, not a curated record. The transcript is spliced from 2 exons.